GGGGUACGAAGGGGAACGAUCGCUGAGGCCGUUGAAUAUCGUCCGAAGGAAGAGGUACGAACGAGGACAAAGGGGAUGUCAUGGGUUUGAGGUUCAGGGAGACGAGGAGGAGAAGGAAAAGGUGGAGAUGGACGAGAAGGAGGUGAAAGCGGGGGAAGAGGUGGUGGUGAUGGUGGGAGUAAAGGAGGUGAAGAAGGACGGGGAAGAGGAGGUCAAAAUAGAGGAGAAGGAGAAGCCGGUCGAGCUGUCAGACUCGGCGGGAGAUGUGGGAUCGAAGGUAGACUCGGGAAUCGGAAGAAGGUUGACUCUUCGGAUCGAUCAGGAUCCACAGACCGCGACCGCUACUACCGCUAGUACUUCGACCACUACGACAUCUAUCACCACCACCAUCGGCACUCUCGACCUCCCGAACUCGCAGGUUCACGAUCACAAUCCACCGCUCGCGGAUGCUCCAUUUUCAUUUCCACCCUUACAACCGACCACAUCCACGUCCAUAUCUACAUCAAGGACUUCUCUUCUCCCACCCAUCCUCCCUGAACUGCUUAUCGACCAAACCCCGUUCAGCUCGCUCGCCGGUGUUCAGUUGCAAGUACUAGCGACCCCGACCCCACCGAGAAAGACUUCGGUUCGUCCGCCGGUCUUGCCUGAACUUCGGAUCGAUGGGACUUCACUCGAGUUCGGGUUCUUAGGAGAGUUUUCGGGUUCUCGGAUGGAAGGUGCUGAAGAAGAUGAUGGGUGAUUCGGUGGCAGACCAUCGGGGAAGAUUGACAAUUCGGAGCGGGUGGGGUGGGAAGGAUGACGGGUGCGGAGAGUCAGGGCUGGAUAUGGAGCGAGAGAUGGUACAGCGGUGAGGAUUGACUGAAGAUGGAAGAGGGGUCGUGGUGACCGGACGGGAUGAAAGAGGACUACCCGGUCUUUGACGGUGGGAGUAGGCGUAUUUUGAGUGAAAUGACUGCAGGAUGUACGCUUUGUUGGCUACUUAUAAUGAAAAGACUGUAUAUGAGAUGACAUUGAUACCCGGUG
Molecule: messenger RNA, 1023 nt
Organism: Filobasidium floriforme
Lineage: Eukaryota; Fungi; Basidiomycota; Tremellomycetes; Filobasidiales; Filobasidiaceae
Exons: 2
Coding region: 128-739 (203 amino acids)
Source: RefSeq, a predicted model, not a curated record